ACUGCAUCUGCGGAUAUGUUGAGUCGCAAUAUAUCAAGUAUUCUGGAGAAUCUAUUGAAGCGUUACGAGCAAUCGCAGCUGCCGACACAUGGCCAGGGAUUACCGACGGUGGUUCGAACAAAUAUACUUAUCAGGAGCAUGGGACCCGUUUCAGAACUCGAUAUGGACUACUCCAUGGACUGUUAUUUCCGGCAAUAUUGGCGGGAUAAACGUCUGAGUUUCCAGGGGCCCAUCAAGAGUCUGUCGCUUAGCAUUAAAAUGUUGGACAAGAUCUGGCGACCGGAUACGUACUUCUACAAUGGCAAGCAUUCGCAUAUACACACAAUUACCGUGCCCAACAAGCUGCUCAGACUCGACCAGGAUGGAGGCAUUCUCUACUCAAUGCGUCUGACCAUCAAGGCGACCUGUCCAAUGGAGCUAAAGAACUUCCCCAUGGAUCGACAGUCGUGUCCCCUCAUCAUUGGAAGUUAUGGAUAUACGAACCAGCAGCUGGUUUACGAGUGGCAGAAUCACGAUGAUGCCGUGUCCUUUGUGCCUGGGAUGACGCUCAACCAAUUCGAUUUAAUCAGCAUGAUGCAUCGCAAUUUCACUUCGACACGUCGCGAAGGUGACUUUUCCGUGUUGCACGUUGCAUUCAAUCUAAAGCGACACACGGGAUAUUUUCUCAUACAGGUCUAUGUACCCUGUAUACUGAUUGUGGUGCUAUCAUGGGUCUCCUUCUGGAUACAUCGCGAAGCAACCAGUGACCGUGUUGGACUCUGUGUGACAGCUGUUCUGACCCUCUCGACCAUCAGCUUGGAUUCCCGCACUGAUUUACCGAAGGUCAAGUAUGCCACGGCUCUGGAUUGGUUUCUCCUGAUGAGCUUCCUCUACUGCAUCGCCACGUUGCUGGAGUUUGCCGGGGUGCAUUACUUCACCAAGCUGGGCAGUGGAGAGUUUCCUCGUGUGGACGAUGAAUGGGAAGAUAUUGGAGCAUUGGGUUUCUCCUCGGGGGAAAUUGUCGAUGUCGCCGAGGCCAGCGAUGACAGUGAGCCCGCGAACUCGGAUAGCGAUGUCUUUGUCUUUGCCGAUCACGAUGCCCUCCACUGUGAAUUGCCCCUGCCGCCGGAGUUAAAUGGCGGUGGUGGUUUUCCCAAACGCAACACCUUCAGCUGCCCCAUCUACAAUAAUCAACAACAGAAUCCCGCCCACAUCUUUCCGAAGCUCUCGUCGCAUGCCUCGACAAUGGAACGCACCACCCAAACCGAGCCACCCGUCGUUUCCCGCAUGCAUCAAAUGUGGCUCUGCCUCAAGGGGGACGUCAAGUUUCGUAGGCAGCGGGAAAGGGACGCUGCGGCAGAGAAGAGCGAGCAGGGGCGAAGUGGAGCCAGUUAUGUGAACAGCAUUUCUUUGAUUGAUCGUGUGGCACGUGUCGCCUUUCCCAUGACCUUUGCCCUCUUCAAUCUUCUUUACUGGUUGGCCUACGGCAUGUACAAGAAGGAGUUCUCCUGGUCCAUGAUUAAGUCCUGAGACGGCUUCUAAGGUCAACUUCCAUAUCAAUAGUAUAUACCAAGGCUGCAAGCCGGUUCUGAAUCGAGACUCGCAAAAAGAUGUUGGGCUCGACAUUUUUUUUUUUUUUUUUGAAUAACUUCAAAAAUUAAUUUUCUCAGCAAAAAAAAUUAUUUAUAUAACUUUUAUGCAGCUUAUUAUACAUAUGCACUUAUCUAAAUAGUAUUAGCUGUCUUGUAAUCAUGUUUCUUGCACCUCAAUAAUGCUAGGUGCAAUCCAGAUUUCACUUUCGCACUUAAAUAGUUAAGAAACGAUUAUUUGCUUUAGCUAAUAAACUAACUGUUGCUUUUUGAUUAA
Messenger RNA from Drosophila innubila, 1845 nucleotides. Its product is annotated as gamma-aminobutyric acid receptor alpha-like. Bases 16 to 1509 code for a protein of 497 amino acids. NCBI's taxonomy places the organism in Eukaryota, Metazoa, Arthropoda, Insecta, Diptera, Drosophilidae. Gene Ontology annotation, cellular component: neuron projection; membrane; synapse. The record is from RefSeq and is a predicted model, not a curated record. Gene Ontology annotation, molecular function: extracellular ligand-gated monoatomic ion channel activity; GABA-A receptor activity; neurotransmitter receptor activity. The transcript is spliced from 5 exons. Gene Ontology annotation, biological process: regulation of membrane potential; monoatomic ion transmembrane transport; signal transduction.